Molecule: messenger RNA, 4665 nt
Organism: Prinia subflava (tawny-flanked prinia)
Lineage: Eukaryota; Metazoa; Chordata; Aves; Passeriformes; Cisticolidae
Gene: PGAP4
Product: post-GPI attachment to proteins GalNAc transferase 4
Exons: 2
Coding region: 1348-2538 (396 amino acids)
Biological process (GO): GPI anchor biosynthetic process
Cellular component (GO): Golgi membrane
Molecular function (GO): glycosyltransferase activity
Source: RefSeq, a predicted model, not a curated record
ACAGGAGGGAGGAGGAAUAAACCUGUCAGAGGUAGUUUUGGGGCAGUUUGAUAAAAUGUGUGAAUCCUGAACAGCCUGAUACAAAUUUUUGUGUAGCUGAUGAGCCUCCACACUUCAGCCAAUACACCUGUGAAGACUUUGCUGCAUGCUGGGACAGCAAAAGCUUUUACCUCUUACAGGUGACAUGCUGGUCACCCUUGACAUUUUCUCCUCGAGUUUGCGGCGCCCGCUUGAUCCUCUCCCCUCCCGAUAGUAACGGGAGGGGUCCGGAACAUCCAGCAGGCCCCAGCGGGGAAGGGAAGUACCCCAGAGGCGGGGGAGCUGGCGGGAACACCCGGCACAAGGGACAUCGGGCAGAGGGACACCCGGCAGAAGUGACAUCCAAUAGACGUGACACCCAGCGAGAAGUGAAACCCGGCAGAAAUGACACCCAGUAGAGAUGAUAACGCGGCCGUGGUGACACCGGGCAGAAGUGACACCCUGCUUGGGGAGGGCUGCCCCUGCGGUUGUCCCGCUGCUCCUGAUGGAGCGUUCGGGGUCCGAAGAGCAGGAAUGAGGAGCUCCGGCUGGGCAGCCGCCUCCGCCCUGAGCGUCGUCCUAGGGCUCGGGAUUUACUCUUGAACCUGCUUCCAGGGACCGAUCCCCUCUGCAGUGUGCGGUAACCCCUUCCGGCCAACUCCCUUUCUCCUCCUUCCUAGAGCAUCAAUGUGCUGGCGGGGUCAUGUGUUUAGUCUUUGAUGCCUUUAAUCCCACCCUCAGCGCCCGAGAGGGAGGCGGGAAAUCCGCGGAAGAGAAGUGAGCCACACGCCGAGAGCAGGAUCCCGGCGGGUACGGAGCUGCCUGCGGGAGGGAAGCGGGAGCGGCCGUGCGGGGCUGCUCAGCGGAUCGGGUAAAUCGCCCGCUCGGAUCGGGCUGUCUCGGGGUAAUGCUUCUCCUUCCCCUAUGGGGGAUAACGGGGAGGUGCACCGAGACUGGGAGAACACGGAAAGGGGGGGGCAACGAAGUUAUGGCUGGUGAGCAGCCACAACUGCUCAUCAGAGCUGGGCUUGGCUGCUGUGGUUGCGGCACCCGAGCCGGCAGGGAAGUGGAAACCCUGCAGGGAUCGAGGAGAUGUUUCCGUGCUUGCUCCGGGGAUGUGCCUGUACAUGGUGACGAGCAGAAGGACAAGUGGCCAGAGCCUGGCCGGGCCUCAAGAAAUGGCUCUUUCCUUAGGGAAGGCUUGGACAACCUGGGCAGGUUUGGCAGCAAAGGCCCCAGUGGUACCCUGCAGUCCAGGGAGAAAGAUGCAUUGGAAGUGAAGAACUGAGGGCAUGAGCAGUGCAGGAGUGCCCUCCUUCUGCAGCAGUUAUGUCACACCGAGCCUGGCAGCUUUGUGGGAAGUGGUGCCAUUGGUCCAGCCCUUUCAUCCAUCUCCUCACUCUGACUGUGGUGACUUUUGGUGUGCUGGCACCUUUGAUCUGCCACCAGCUUCUCCACUCUUACUUCUACUUGCGGCAUUGGCACCUGAACUCCAUGAGCCAAGAGUUCCUGGAGCAGAACCAGCAGGAGGGUCAGGAUGCCCUCCAUUACUUUGAGAAGAUGCAGAUGUCAAAUGCCUCUGAGGCCUCUGGCAGUGACACCUUCCAGCCCUUGCUGCUGAUCACCAUUAUCACAGUGCAGAGGCGGAAUGAUUUCCACUAUGUCUUGCAAGUGGCCUCCCACUUCCACCGCCUCCUCCAGAAAUGUGGGGUGCAUUGCCAGAGUCACCGCAUGCUGCUCUGUAAUGUGGAGUCAGACCCCAGCAGCCAUCAGGACGUUAGGCUGCUGAGCAGCCUCUUUCCUAUAGUCAGUCGUGACAGAACUGGAGAGAAUCCUGACCCCAGCCUGAACCAGUUUGAGAAGGAGAAGCAGGACUAUGUCUUCUGCCUUGAGCAGUCACUGUUGGUGUACAACCCAGAGUACAUCCUCCUUGUGGAAGAUGAUGCUGUGCCAGAGGAGGAGAUAUUUGCUGUCUUGCAGCACCUCUUCUCGGCCCGGUUCUCCAAGCCCUACCUCAGACAUGCUCUCUACUUCAAGCUGUACCAUCCCGAAAGGCUCCAGCGCUACUUCAACCCUGAGCCCAUGAGAAUCGUGGAGUGGCUGGGCCUGGGCAUGUUCCUGGGGCCGGUGCUGACCUGUGUGUACUGCUGGGCCGCAGGGCGGGCAGGCCCCAGCUGGUGCCUGGUGGCAUUCUUUGCCUUGUACAGCAUGGCCCUGUCGGAGCUGGUGGGGCGGCACUAUGGGCUGGAGCUGCGUCGCCUGCACCCCGCGCUCUACAACGUGGUGCCAGCCAGCGAGUGCUGCACGCCCGCCAUGCUCUUCCCUGCUGCCUCUGCGCGCCGGGCCUCGGGAUACCUGCAGGGGCUGCGCUGCCGCCAGGGCUUUGCCAAGGACACUGCCCUCUACUCGCUGCUGCGAGGCAAGGGCGAGAAUGCUUUCGUGGUGGAGCCCAACCUGGUGCGGCACGUGGGGAUGUACUCCAGCCUCCGACUGAACAGCAACCCCCCGAAACUGCUGUGAGCUUCUCCUGCCUUGCCACACAGAAAACACCCAGGGCACUUGACUUGCCAUGGGGCAGAGGCACAAUGUGCAAACUUGGGUCCUGUGCUGCUUGCACUGGGCAUCCUGUGUCUCUAUGUGAACAAAGAAUAACUUUCUCUAAAAGUACAAGUUUUCUUAAAAAAUCAGCUUAUGUACACACAGACCCCAUUUAAUAUGAUCUUGAAACUAAUCACUGUGCAUCACCUGGGAGGGGAGUGGAGGGUUCCAGUUCACUCUCCUUAACCAUUCCCAAAGAAAAGCUCUCACACCAAAACAUGUGCAGCUUUCCUGCCUACUCUCCUGGACAGUGGUUACAAAAAUCCUCAUCUUAGGGCACCAGAAAUGCUGGACAAAGUAAAUGUUUCAAAUUUAAGCUAAUGAGGAGUGGAAGGCCUUAUUUCCCUGUCCUUACUAAGGUCUGAUUUCUAACCUGUCUGUGUUCCAAAGCUGUGGCUUAGACCAGACCCCUCAAAAGCAGAAGUGGUUUGCAGGAACUUUCCCACAAAUUCUGCUUAGAUACUUCAAAUUUAUAAAGUCUCUUUAGUUACUGUCUCCCCAUCUGCACCUCCACCAUUCCCACUUCUUUUGCUUCCACCAGAGGCUCUUAAAAACAAAACCUCUGCUGCUUCAUUAAAGGUCACCUCUGAGAGUAGGGACAGGAAAGCAGACUCACAGACACUGGUGGCACACAGAUGGGUCACAAAUGCACAUUUUCAUUCAUACAUAACACACGUUGUACACAAUGAUUGUUGUGUUGGUUGGGAUCAUCACUCGUACUGGAUCCAUUAAAAGAGGUCUUAUCAGCCACUGUAUGAACUUAGACAUUCAACAUGAAUUUAGCUUGACUUUCCCUCAGCACAGAGGCAAAGGAAAUAUUAGAUCAAGUGCUGUUGUUGUGCAGGAUCUUUGUUCAUUCUGGAGCUGUAAUUCACAGCUCAGCUGGAGUGGUUCAUUCACUGCUCCUGGCAGAAAGCAAAAUACCUGUGGGAAAAACAGCUGUUCACAAGAACAAGCAACAAUAGCACAGCACUUCAAAGAGCCACUCUGACAGUGACCAUGUGUCCUGAUUGUUAGACAUCUGGGAUAGGUACUUUGCACCAGGGCUGUGGACACAGUUAAAUAUAAAAUCUUGCAGAUGACAAGAGACCUCAUACUGAAUAAAAACAGGCAAAAAUUGGGUAUAUCUGAUGAAAAGCUGACUUUGGCUUUAGUGAGCUUUGAUUCAAAUUCACUUCAAGGUGGCAUUUGGUUGAACUAUUUUUAAAACCAUAUUCCUUGCUUUGGAAUGAACCAAGUAAAUAUUUUCUGUUGAGUUUCAUCAGUGGGAGUUGUUUGGGGUUUUCUUUUUGGUAAUGGAAGGGCUCUGCUUUGAAUUUUCUUCUCCUAGUUCUCUCCCAGGUGAUUGAUGCCUUAAGUUCUUAACAAGCCUGAUUAUAGGUGAGAAAUACCUAAAACUCCUGAGAGAUGAAACCAAAGAAAAUGGCAACCCUCCCUCUGCCAGCACAUUGGGUAUCGGUUACACAGCACAAAGGCACAGUUCAGGUUAGCCGAGAAACAGCAUCACAGCAGUGCUUUGCUGCCAAGUAAUCAGCUUUUAGAACAUCUUUGGAAAUUAGAGUGAGUUAAAAUUGCUUGUGGAUUCCAUGCCAUUCCAAAGACAAGGCCUUUAGGCCUUCUGGCAGAGGACACCGGAAGAAUGGCAGAGGCAAAACCAUGUUUUGUUCCCAGCUGCUGAAAGCCCUGGAGAUGCCAGGGUAGUCACACAGUGGCAGAUGGGCAAAUCUCUCCUCUGGCUUCACUGCAGCGGGGUUUGGGUGUCAGGAUUUGAGUGUCAAUGUAUAUUUAUUCCACCAAGUGCCUGCACAUACAACUGGUUUCUGUAUCUUCAGCUGUGAAUGUUUCAAUGCAGUGGGCUUGCUCGUCUCUCUUUUACAUCCUUGUAUUGUACAAAUCCAGGACAGUGCUCUGUUCUUUCCAUUUAUACUCAUUCUUGCAAAGAAGAUCUUAAAGCAAGAAAUGGGACAGGCAAUGGAAAAAGGAAGAGUAAAAAAGAAAGCAAGAAAGAAGCUGUAUCCAGUUAAUAAAUGUUUUGAGGUGGGGAAAUGA